Myotis davidii is the source of this 5414-nucleotide messenger RNA. It is a transcript of the gene DHX40, whose product is annotated as DEAH-box helicase 40. The record is from RefSeq and is a predicted model, not a curated record. The transcript has 18 exons. Gene Ontology annotation, cellular component: intracellular anatomical structure. NCBI's taxonomy places the organism in Eukaryota, Metazoa, Chordata, Mammalia, Chiroptera, Vespertilionidae. Gene Ontology annotation, molecular function: ATP binding; RNA binding. The coding region runs from base 145 to 2484 and encodes 779 amino acids.
CACGUCAUCGAACAGCUCCCCUGCCCGGGCUCCCAGUCGCACGCGCGGAAGUAAACACCGCGACGUCAUCAGGGUGCGCCUGCGCCUUCCCCUCCGGUCUCCCCGCCGCGGUGGACGUGCUCCGCUCCGCUCGGGGCCGGGUCUAUGUCCCGGCUUCCCACCGUCGCGGGCAGGGCGCCAAGGCGGCCAGAGGAGGGAGAGCGGUCCAGAGAGCCCCAGGAAGGGCGGCCUUCGGCUGUUCUCAUCGCGGACAGAGAAGACAAAGGAUGCACAUCACAGGAGGGAGGAACUACUCCAACUUUUCCUAUUCAAAAACAAAGAAAAAAGCUUAUUCAAGCUGUGAGGGACAAUUCGUUCCUUAUUGUUACUGGAAAUACAGGAAGUGGUAAAACAACUCAACUUCCAAAAUAUCUAUAUGAAGCAGGGUUUUCACAACAUGGUAUGAUCGGUGUGACCCAACCGCGAAAAGUAGCUGCCAUAUCAGUGGCUCAGAGGGUUGCUGAAGAAAUGAAAUGUACUUUGGGAUCCAAAGUAGGAUACCAAGUUCGUUUUGAUGAUUGCAGCUCUAAGGAAACAGCAAUCAAAUAUAUGACUGAUGGAUGUUUAUUGAAACAUAUUCUGGGGGAUCCAAAUCUUACCAAGUUCAGUGUCAUUAUUUUGGAUGAAGCCCAUGAGAGAACUCUAACUACAGACAUCUUGUUUGGUUUAUUGAAGAAGCUAUUUCAGGAGAAGUCUCCUAAUAGGAAAGAGCAUUUAAAGGUCGUGGUGAUGUCAGCAACUAUGGAAUUAGCCAAGCUCUCUGCAUUCUUUGGAAAUUGUCCAAUAUUUGAUAUACCUGGAAGGCUUUAUCCAGUCAGAGAAAAAUUCUGCAAUUUGAUCGGCCCACGAGACAAAGAAAAUACUGCAUAUAUUCAAGCGAUUGUGAAAGUGACCAUGGAUAUCCAUUUGAAUGAAAUGGCUGGAGACAUCUUGGUUUUUCUGACUGGUCAAUUUGAAAUAGAAAAAAGUUGUGAAUUACUUUUUCAGAUGGCAGAGUCUGUUGAUUAUGAUUAUGAUGUUCAAGAUACCACUCUAGAUGGCUUAUUAAUAUUGCCAUGUUAUGGAUCUAUGACAACAGAUCAACAGAGGAGAAUAUUUUUGCCACCUCCACCUGGAAUUAGAAAAUGUGUCAUAUCCACUAAUAUUUCUGCAACAUCUUUGACAAUAGAUGGAAUCAGGUAUGUGGUAGAUGGUGGCUUUGUGAAGCAGUUAAAUCACAAUCCCAGAUUAGGGUUGGACAUCCUGGAGGUGGUCCCAAUUUCAAAGAGUGAGGCGUUACAGCGAAGUGGUCGAGCUGGUAGGACUUCCUCAGGAAAAUGCUUUCGGAUCUAUAGUAAAGAUUUUUGGAACCAGUGUAUGCCCGACCAUGUGAUCCCUGAGAUUAAGAGAACUAGUUUGACAUCUGUAGUUUUGACCUUAAAGUGCCUUGCCAUACACGAUGUUAUAAGGUUUCCUUAUUUGGACCCACCUAAUGAGAGACUUAUUUUGGAAGCCCUUAAACAACUUUAUCAGUGUGAUGCUAUUGACAGGAAUGGCCAUGUGACCAGAUUGGGUUUGUCUAUGGUAGAAUUUCCUCUCCCUCCACAUCUGACAUGUGCAGUAAUAAAGGCUGCUUCUCUGGACUGUGAAGAUCUACUACUUCCAAUAGCAGCAAUGUUGUCUGUGGAAAAUGUCUUCAUUAGACCUGUUGAUCCAGAGUAUCAGAAGGAAGCAGAACAGAGACAUCGAGAACUGGCAGCUAAAGCUGGAGGAUUUAAUGACUUUGCAACUUUAGCUGUCAUUUUUGAGCAGUGCAAAUCAAGUGGAGCUCCAGCUUCCUGGUGCCAAAAACAUUGGAUUCAUUGGAGGUGCUUAUUUUCUGCAUUUCGUGUUGAAGCUCAACUUCGAGACCUAAUCAGGAAGCUUAAACAGCAAAGUGAUUUUCCAAGAGAGACGUUUGAAGGCCCUAAACAUGAAGUACUUCGAAGAUGUCUUUGUGCAGGCUAUUUCAAAAAUGUAGCUCGAAGAUCUGUUGGGAGAACGUUUUGCACAAUGGAUGGGCGUGGGAGCCCAGUUCACAUUCAUCCUUCCUCAGCACUUCACGAACAGGAAACCAAACUUGAAUGGAUCAUUUUUCAUGAGGUAUUAGUUACCACCAAAGUCUACGCAAGAAUUGUGUGUCCAAUUCGCUAUGAAUGGGUGAGAGACUUAUUACCCAAAUUGCAUGAAUUUAAUGCACAAGACUUGAGCAGCGUGGCCCGACAUGAAGCAAGAGAAGAUGCAAGAAGGAGAUGGACAAAUAAGGAAAACGUAAAACAUCUAAAGGAUGGAAUAUCAAAAGAAGUCCUAAAGAAAAUGCAAAGGAGAAAUGACGAUAAAUCCAUAUCAGAUGCACGAGCUCGUUUCCUUGAGAGAAAGCAGCAGAGGUCCCAGGAUCACAGUGACACACUGAAGGGAACAGGCUAAGCAGUGAACCCUCCAAUUCAGGAAGUAGGAAAAGCAGCCAAGAAAUGUGCUUCUACCACCAUUUAUGUAAGACAGCACUACCAAGAUGAAGUGGUCAGCAGUUGUUUUUAGCAUAUGGGCGAGAAGCAAAUCAAACUCAUUAAUACUAAUGGAUGCAAUUUUCAGAGAAGAUUGGGUUGCCAUAGUCAUAGGCAAUGAUAUAUGAAACCAAUGAAAGACAAUACAUGUGAUAUUUUUCUCACUUCAAUUUUGCUGGCCUUAACUAGUAUCAAAUGCUGUUGAGAUAUUUUCAAAGAACAUUGAAUUUUAUGUAAUCAGUGUGUUCCAUUUGCAUUGAAGCAUUAAAAAUUAUUUUCCUUAAAUCUCUUUAAGGCCUUCUUUUGCUAUUAGAAUAGUAUUAUAUCAGGCUAUCAGGUAUGUGACCAUUUCCUUCAGAAGGCUGAACAUAAGAGGUUUUUAUUCAGCAAUAUUUAGAUGUCUGUUUAAUUGCUAAAGAGCUUUAUAGAUAUUUAGAGAAAAGACUUAACUAGUAAAUAAGAAAAUUGCCCAUGGAAGUAUUCUUUGUUGAAUUAAUAUUAAUCCUGAAAUUGAUUUUUCUGGGAUUAUAUAAAUUCCUUUUUAUAUAAAAGUAUAUUGUUUAAAACAGUAGCUAUAGCCUUAUAUAUAUAUAUUCUUUUUGUAACUCACUCUACAUACUUGCAUCAGCAUCAUGUAUGUAAGUUGUGACAGUGUUUCAAACAGUUGUGACAGUGUUUCUACCUGGCCUACUCUCUUGCCUCCAGCUGCUUGGGUAGGACCAUUUAAACAUCUAGUAUGCUGUUUUGAAAUGGGAUUUUCAAAGCAGCCAACAUUACAUCACCAGUGUUUCAAAUUGGAACCUUGAGGCCAAUAUCACACUCAGGCCAUAUUCAACACCUGCCCACUCUAUUGUUUACUGUCUUGUAUUCUAGUUAUUUGUGUAUUUGUCUUUCUCCCACUAGAUUAUAUGCUCUUUGUGGGCAGGAACUGUCUUUUUCAUCUUUGUAUCUUUCAUGGCACCUAGCACACUGCUUUGCACAUAGUAUUCACUCAAUGUUUGUUGAAUAAAGCUAUUAGUUUAUUUAAAAUUCAAAAGGCAGUAUAAUGUGUGUUUUUAGAAUUUUUGGUAAAGACUAAGAAUCUAAAUUGUUUAUUGGUAACUAACACUUAUGCAGUUAGUUUUUUGUCAAUAUUAGAGACUUGAAGUCUUUAUUGAAAAAUCACAUGAGGACCCAAAUCCAUGUGUUUGUUCUUGAAGUAAGGUAAGUGGUGACGGUUUCUAUGAACAUUCCCCACAUUAUUUGUUUAUUUUCAUCUUAAGUGCCCUCUAGUGUUUCAGCAUGUUAGUCCUAUCAGUUCCCCUUGUCAGGUUUAUGUAUUGGUGCAUUCCUUCGAUGUGGUAGGGGUGUAUGUGGAUUCUUAGAAUAAAAGCUCUUUUAUUUCUGUAAAUUAAGCACACAUUCAGUAAGUUAAGCACAUGUUCUAAAUCUAUAGUCCAUUCCGAAAUUUCAUUAGUUCUCCUAAUAAUGUUCUUUAUGUUUUCCUAAUUCAGGAUUUAGUCAGGAAUCAAGUAUUAUAUUUAAUCUCUUUUAAUCUGGAAAAGGUCCUUAGUCUUUGUCUUUUACAUUUAUCAAUCUUUUCCUUUUUCUUUUGUUGCAUUGGACAUUUUCAAAUAACAUUUUGACAUUUUAAAAUAAUACAGACUAGUUAUUUUAUAGAAUGUUCUCAAUUUGCGUUUCUCUUAAAACAUCAAAUUUGGAGGCACAUGGUAUUUGCCCCUUAUUGAUAUUUUGGUUAGGGUGUUUUUUAAAUUUCUUUCAGUAAUUAAUUUGGAGGAGGGAUACUUUGAAAUAGCCUGUUCCUCAUAAAUUAUCACCUUUUGGAUUUAGCAUCAACUGAUGAUUCUUGCCUGAAUCAGUUUAUUUCUAUGGUUACAAAAUGGUGAUCCCCCCCCAAUUCUUUGCUAUAUUUAUUUGUUAUAUUGUAAGGAAGAGCUUUCCUUGAAGAAGAAUGUCUGAUAAACAGAUGGAUGCUAGAGAGCAUAGCUCAGGACAGAGAAUUAGAAAGCUAAGGGGAUAUUUGAGAGAGAUGGCAAAUAGUCCAGUUUGUUUGGUGCAUAGAGUAUAUAUAGGAGUUACAGGCUGAAAAUGUUGGUCGAGGACAGAUUAUAUGGAAGGCUUUGAAAGCCAUACUAUGGAAUUUGGACAUUUUUGUGCUAUAUAUGAAUUUAUUGGAGGGUAGUGACAUCAUUACAGCUUUAAGGUGUAUUUGUGGCAGUGGUGUCCAUAAGAGGAAUUUACAGUAUUUCUUUGAGAGGAAUAAUACUGGAUCUAGUUGAGAAGGUGAAAGGAGCCUUGGAGGAAAGGUAGUGGUUAUGAAGAAGUUUGUUUUUAAAAGAAUAUAGAGGAUUCACCUUUAAAUUACUAAAUGAACCAAAACAAAUGAAGACAAAUGUUAUCAUAGAAAAUUGGGCAAAGGAUCUGGUCUGCCAUUUCAUAAAAGAAGAAAUGUGAACGGUCAAUGAAUAAGUUCCUAAAUCUUCCUAGUAAUUAGGGAAAUGCAGUUGAAAAUAACAGAUGCCAUUCUUUUUCAUCAGAUUGGCAACAAUAAUAUGCCUGAAAAGUGUUGACAUAGAAUAAAUUGUUCUUUUUUUUAGAGAACAUUUUUGGUAAUACGUAGUAAAGUUGAAGAUGUGCUUAACCUGUGACCCAGAAAAUCCACCUUGAGAUUUAUAUCCUAGGAACUCAGAGAUUAUAUAAAAUACUCUAGUCCUCAUAAAAUGUAACUCCCAUAGAUUUAACAUCAGUUAAUUUAUAAAAAUGUUAUGUAUGGCAUUGUUUCUAAUAGUAAAAUAUGGAACAGUGCAUAUGGCUAUCAAUAGGAAAAUGGUUGAAUAAAUUGUGUUAUGUUCU